UAAACAAAAAAGCGAAACCACCACGCCGCAUUAGACCGAUUUACUGUGAUAAAAGUGGGCAAGUUUUAAUCUGUUUCUAAAUGAACUUUUGAGUAAAACUUACUUCAAACUAGACCGGGGUGUAUUAGCGUAAAAAACUACAACCGGGAACUACGCUUAACCGCUAGCAAGCAUGAAUACACUCGAUUUUUGCUACACUCUACUGAUCAGUGCUGCGGUUCUGCUGCUCGUUGCUGACGAUGCACUUGCCGGAAGGGAUUUCUACAAAAUUCUAGGACUGCGGAAAACGGCUAGCAAAAAUGAAAUUAAAAAAGCCUAUCGAACACUAGCAAAGGAAUUACAUCCCGAUAAAAACAAAGACGAUCCGGAUGCAUCGCAAAAGUUUCAGGACUUGGGUGCCGCCUACGAGGUGCUGUCUGAUGAUGACAAACGAAAGCUUUAUGAUCGGUGUGGGGAGGAGUGCGUGAAAAAGGAAGGCAUGAUGGACAACACGGAUCCGUUCGCACAGUUUUUCGGUGACUUUGGGUUCGGUUUCGGUGGCCAGGAGCAGCGCGAAACCCCUCGCGGUGCAAACAUUGUAAUGGACUUGCACGUCACGCUGGAGGAGCUGUACAGCGGGAACUUUGUGGAGAUUACGCGCAACAAACCGGUGAUGAAACCUGCGUCCGGUACGCGAAAGUGCAACUGUCGGCAGGAAAUGGUGACACGUAACCUUGGACCGGGUCGGUUCCAGAUGAUGCAACAAACGGUAUGUGACGAAUGUCCGAACGUGAAACUCGUCAACGAGGAGCGCACGAUCGAGAUCGAGAUCGAACCCGGCAUGGAGGAUGGCCAGGAGACACGAUUCUCCGGCGAGGGUGAACCCCACAUGGACGGUGAUCCGGGUGAUUUGAUACUGAAGAUUAAAACCGUCCCGCAUACCCGGUUCGAGCGGCGCGGCGAUGAUCUGUACACGAACAUCACGAUCAGCUUACAGCAUGCGUUGGUCGGGUUUACGCUUGACAUUGUGCACCUGGACGGGCAUAAGGUGACGGUGACGCGGGAAAAGGUGACGUGGCCCGGUGCGAGAAUACGCAAGAAUGGCGAAGGAAUGCCCAACUAUGAGAACAACAACCUGCACGGUACGCUGUACAUAACGUUUGAUGUCGAGUUCCCGAAAUCGCAGCUAACCGAUACGGAAAAAGAAGAUAUUAAGAACCUUCUUAAUCAACCCUCGAACAACCGGGUAUACAAUGGGCUAAGAUACUCAUAAAAUGCACCAAUAUGCUAGCGGGGCGUUGACACACGAUAGGCUCCCCAUAAGGUUUUAACGCACGGUUACCCCAACCGUGCGAACGAAAUAGGCUGAUAACAAAUUUAGUGUUUUUGCAUCUAGAUCAAAAGGCAUCGUCAGUAAAUGAUUCAACGACCGAUACCAUCCCCUACGAUAGCAGGUGUUUGAUAUAAAGCACCGGUCGCACACACCGGUGCAGAACAUGGCUUUUGAUGUAAAGCUUUUUCAUCAAUUUAACGUGAAAAAACUCUUCCAGAUUUUGUUUCCUUACCGUUCCGAAAUCAUUUGGACCGUUUUUGUGUCCCUAUAAGUGGUAUAUUUAUUAUUGCAUUGGGUGUGUACGUUAUUAGGUUUUGCUCAGCAAUUAAAAAUAGAAAUUGUUCCCCCUCCUUCCUUAGUUCUUUUGAUCCUAUGUUUGUAAGACGAUUGUGUGUAAAUAUAAUUUCUGUCAAUAAAACAAUAUCGAGAGUAAAA
Anopheles moucheti is the source of this 1747-nucleotide messenger RNA. RefSeq names its product dnaJ homolog shv (gene shv). Gene Ontology annotation, biological process: protein maturation; protein folding. Gene Ontology annotation, molecular function: misfolded protein binding. Lineage: Eukaryota; Metazoa; Arthropoda; Insecta; Diptera; Culicidae. The record is from RefSeq and is a predicted model, not a curated record. The transcript has 3 exons. Gene Ontology annotation, cellular component: endoplasmic reticulum. Bases 173 to 1252 code for a protein of 359 amino acids.